Messenger RNA from Procambarus clarkii (red swamp crayfish), 549 nucleotides. RefSeq names its product keratin-associated protein 19-2-like. NCBI's taxonomy places the organism in Eukaryota, Metazoa, Arthropoda, Malacostraca, Decapoda, Cambaridae. The record is from RefSeq and is a predicted model, not a curated record.
AGGCAUCACAGUGGUCUACCUCAUCCACCUAACCAGUCCUACAAACAUGCGUUUCUUGUCAGUGACGGUGAUGUUGGCCGUGAUGGCCGGUAUUUGCUGCGGUGGACUGAUUGGUGGAUAUGGUGGUCACGGUGGUCUUGGUGGUCUUAAAGGGCUUGGUGGUUAUGGUGGCUACGGUGGCGGCGGCGGUUAUGGUGGAGGCUUGGGUGGUUUUGGUGGCUAUGGAGGCCAAGGUGGAGGAUUCAAUGGUGGAUACGGAGGCCAGGGAGGUCACACAUUCGUGCUGAGCAAGAGCCACGGAAGUCAUGGAGGAUUUGGUCUUGGUGGACAAGGUCAAUUUGGCCUGGGUGGAAUUGGUGGAGUUGGCAAAGGCGGAUUUAAUAAGUUUGGCGGUGGUGGAGGACUCGGUGGACUUGGUCUGGGUGGACUUGGUGGACUUGGAUAUGGCGGAUACGGAAAGUAGGCAUCUUGAGUCGUUUAGUCCCAACGAAGCCACGGAGAUGUUCCUCAGUCCUCGUUACCACUACUGAAUAAAGAAUCAAAAGUGAA